Molecule: messenger RNA, 1565 nt
Organism: Zingiber officinale
Lineage: Eukaryota; Viridiplantae; Streptophyta; Magnoliopsida; Zingiberales; Zingiberaceae
Product: flotillin-like protein 1
Exons: 2
Coding region: 54-1490 (478 amino acids)
Biological process (GO): protein localization to plasma membrane
Cellular component (GO): plasma membrane; plasma membrane raft
Source: RefSeq, a predicted model, not a curated record
CUGCGAAUUGCGAUAUACACCCAAAGUUAGUUAAAAAUUCUUAAUUGAUCAGAAUGGUAUUCUACAAAGUCGCCGGCGCAUCGGAGUACCUGGCGAUCACCGGAUAUGGUGUUCGUGAUAUUAAGCUGGCGAAGAAGGCCUUCGUCCUCCCUGGUCAGCGCUGCACCAAAUUCGACAUGUCCCCCGUCAACUACACUUUCGAGGUCCAGGCCAUGAGCGCCGAGAAGCUCCCCUUCAUCCUCCCCGCCGUCUUUACUAUUGGCCCCCGCGUCGACUCCCGCGACUCCCUUCUCCUCUACGCCAAGCUCAUCUCCCCCCACGACAAGCUUUCCAGCCACGUUAAAGAGCUUGUGCAGGGCGUCAUCGAGGGUGAGACCCGCGUGCUUGCUGCCUCCAUGACCAUGGAGCAGAUCUUCAAGGGCACCAAAACCUUCAAGCAAGAGGUGUUCGAGAAGGUUCAGCUGGAGCUCAACCAGUUCGGUCUCAUCAUUUACAACGCCAACGUCAAGCAGCUAGUCGACGUCAAGGACCACGAGUACUUCUCUUAUUUGGGGCAGAAAACGCAGCAAGAGGCCGCCAACCAGGCCAAGGUCGACGUCGCCGAGGCCAGAAUGAAAGGCGAGAUCGGCUCCAAGGUACGGGACGGCCAGACCAAGCAGAACGCGUCCAAGAUCGAUGCAGAGACGAAGAUUUACUCGACGCAGAGAGAAGGGGAAGGGAUAAAGGUGGAGUCAAAGGUGAAAUCCGAGGUCAAGAUUUAUCAAAACAUGAGGGAAGCAGAGGUGGCAGAGGCCAACGCGGAUCUGGCUAUGAAAAAGGCAGAGUGGCAGCGGCAGGCCAAGGUGGCCGAGGUUGAGGGCACCAAGGCGGUAGCUAUAAGGGAAGCUGAGCUACAACUGGAGGUGGAGCGGAGGAAUGCGCUGAGGGAGACCGAGAAGCUCAGGGCAGAGUUGCUCAGUAAAGCUUUAGUUGACUACGACAUGAAGGUACAAGAGGCAAAUUGGGAGCUGUACAAGCGACAGAAGGAAGCCGAAGGCCUCCUGUACGAGCAGGAGAAGCUUGCGGAAGGGCGCAGAGCCACGUCUGAGGCCGCGCGUUUCGCACGGCAGAAUGAGGCGGAAGCAGAGCUUUACGCCAAGAAGAAGGAGGCAGAGGGCUUGGUGGCAAUGGCACAAGCACAAAAGCUGUACAUCGCUUCGCUGCUUGAGGCGCUUGACGGAAAUUACUCAGCGCUCCGGGACUACCUCAUGAUCAACGGCGGGACGUACCAGGACAUGGCGCGGCUUAACGCGGAGGCCGUCCGCGGUCUGCAGCCAAAGAUAAGCGUGUGGACUAACGGCAGCGGCGAUGGUGCGGAAGGAGGAGGGGCGAUGAAGGAGAUGGCCGGAGUCUACAGAAUGUUGCCGCCGCUGCUGAAGACGGUGCAGGAGCAGACCGGAAUAGAGCCGCCGACUUGGAUGGCGAAAAUGACGGAGACGGCAAUUGUUUGAUUGAUGAAUAUUACUUCUAUAAUAUCGCAUUGUUGUGAAUCGCGCAGUGUAUGGUAAUUUCAAUUAUAUUUAUGU